This is a messenger RNA of Raphanus sativus (radish), 1135 nucleotides long. RefSeq names its product DNA repair protein XRCC4. The record is from RefSeq and is a predicted model, not a curated record. Gene Ontology annotation, molecular function: DNA binding; ATP binding. NCBI's taxonomy places the organism in Eukaryota, Viridiplantae, Streptophyta, Magnoliopsida, Brassicales, Brassicaceae. Gene Ontology annotation, cellular component: DNA ligase IV complex; nucleus; DNA-dependent protein kinase-DNA ligase 4 complex. Gene Ontology annotation, biological process: positive regulation of ligase activity; response to X-ray; DNA recombination.
UCGUCGCCUCGAUGGUUAGAUUGACCAGCCAAAAAAAAAAACAGGGCGAUGGUCGAAUCGGAGAGAACGAAGCACACGUGUCUCAGACUCGUACUCUCCGGCACAACCGAUCCGAUAUUCAUCAAAGGAACUUGGCAUCCCUCUCGUUUCGAUAUCUCCAUCACCGAUGGCUCCUCCUCUUGGCUUUGCAACGCGACGGAGGAGGAAUUGGCGGAGCGGGCGGCGCAGUGGGACCAGCCGGUAUCGGAGUAUCUCCACCUCGCCGAGCAGUACUUAGGGUUUCAGCAGCCUAAUUCGAUCUACAGCUUCUCCGAUGCUCCUGAAGGAUCUAAACGGCUGUCUUGGACGUUUGAGAAGGAAGGGACUAAACUCGAGUGGAGGUGGAAGUGUAAAUUAUCACAUGACAGCAAGAAGAUCACUGUCGGGAUCUUGGAUUUUCUUAUGGAGGCUAACAUAAGGCUAAGCGAAGAAGUUGUGAAUAAGACAAGAUCUUUUGAUAAGAUGAAAAGUGAAGCUGAGAAAUGCCUCACGCAAGGUGAAAGACUCUGCAAUGAAAAUGAGUUUGAGGAUGCAACUUAUUCAAAGUUCAUUUCUGUGUUAAAUGCAAAGAAGGAAAAACUCAGAGCACUAAGAGACAAAGAAGAUUCAGGGAAAGAAGUUGCAGAGGAAGAGGAAGAGUCCACGGACAAAGGUGAAAGCUCUGAGAGUGGAAGAAGUGAUAACGAGCAGAGUGAAGCAUCAAAGAAGGCAGCAACAACAAGCAGCAGAGGCCGUGGAAGGAAGAGAGCUUCACGCAGUUGAGAGAUUCCCCCUUCCUUGAGGUUUUAGGUAAAGAAGCACCUAGUUUCACUGUCAUAAACACUUUGUGAGCACUUGACGGUUGAUACGGAAGAUAUUUCUCCAUAAAACGACGAAACCUAGUACUGGGGGAAUCAUUGUUGCCAUAUCUCGCUAUGACCUCUUCUAUAACCGGUUUCAUAAUUUUGUCGCAAGCACCAUGUACCAAUGUGUUGCCAUAUGUUUGGCCAUUGGGCGCUUCUCAAACAUACUUUCUUUUGGGAAAACAUGUAUUCAGUCCUAUGUAAAGAUAUCUCCUUACUUAGUCUACCGGUAAAUUUAUUGUGGCUUAUCACUA